Molecule: messenger RNA, 552 nt
Organism: Dovyalis caffra
Lineage: Eukaryota; Viridiplantae; Streptophyta; Magnoliopsida; Malpighiales; Salicaceae
Source: the annotation of a GenBank genome assembly
AUGCCAGCUACACACACUCCCCAUUUUGACAGAGGCCACCGUUUCAGUGGCAGCAGCAGUGACAUAUCACUCUCUGGCGAGAUUGGGGCUCGUAGGAACUCUUCAGUGUCAGAUUGCUUGUCCGAGGUGGAUUUGGAGAGUGGAGGUUUGGAUUUGGAGGUGCAUUUGGACAACAAGACUCGGAGAGAUUGUAGAAUUUGCCACUUGGGUUUGGGGACUAGUGAGCAAGAAAGUGGAGUAGCUAUUGAGCUGGGGUGUUCUUGUAAGGGUGAUCUGGGUGCUGCUCACAGGAAAUGUGCAGAGACCUGGUUCAAUAUCAAGGGUAACACGACAUGUGAGAUUUGUGGUGCCACUGCACUGGGUGUUGCAGGCGAGCAGACACAUGAGGCACAAAUUGCUGGUUCUGCAGUCUCAUCAGCACCAGCAGGUCCUCUGAUCCUGGUGGAGACCCGAACAUUUUGGCAUAGCCGCCGCAUUAUGAACUUCUUGCUUGCAUGCAUGGUGGUGGCCUUUGUCAUUUCUUGGCUCUUUCACUUCAAAGUCCUCUCUUGA